Molecule: messenger RNA, 6374 nt
Organism: Amyelois transitella
Lineage: Eukaryota; Metazoa; Arthropoda; Insecta; Lepidoptera; Pyralidae
Exons: 4
Coding region: 144-1319 (391 amino acids)
Source: RefSeq, a predicted model, not a curated record
CCAGGCCACAACAGUGCGUUGCGGCGUCGCAUCGUAAAAACAACAUCGCACAGCUAUGCGAUGCGAUGUCGCAACGCAAAAAUUUCAUCGGAUACGACAUCGUACGUAAAGACGCUAACCAACGUUUCAGUUUCUAGUGAGACAUGGAUCGCACUGCGCGUGUUCUACUUCUGCUUGCGUUAAGGCGUAUUAAGAAAAAGAAACAGAAAAGAAAGUACUGGGUGCACCCAUUACUGACAAUUAUGAAUAAAGAUGGAAACCACUUCAAAAGGAAAUAUGAGGCGCUAAAAGUGGACGAGGUUAAAUUUUUCGAUUACUUUAGGAUGAGUGUAGGAAGUUUUGAAGAGCUUCUUAGUUUGAUAAAGCCUCAUUUACAAAAGAAAUACAUAUUUAGAAAACCCAUCGAACCUCUGGAGAUGCUGGGAUUAACUAUAAGGUACCUGGCGACGGGAAAUACUUUUAAAGAUAUGCAUUUCACAUAUUAUCGUGGAAAAUCUACAAUAACAGAAAUAGUAAAAUUUGUUUGUCGUAUUUUAUGGAACAUUCUUAAAAGGUUGGAAUUACCAAAAAUUACAACAGAGCUGAUGGAACAAAUUGCUCAAGAGUAUGAAAAAAAGACCAACUUUCCUAAUUGUAUAGGAGCGCUAGAUGGAAAACACAUUCGUAUAUUGAGCCCGGAUCACAGUGGAUCCCUAUUUUUCAAUUAUAAAAAUUAUAAUUCCAUUGUUCUAUUAGCACUUGUUGAUACGAAUUACAAAUUUAUAUAUGUCGAUAUAGGUGCAUAUGGUAAGGAAUGUGACUCCACUGUUUUUCAAAAUUCAAAACUAUACGACUUAUUAAAAAAAGGUCAAUUAUCUAUACCUCCGCCAAAACCGUUACCUGGCUUUCAAAAAGAAAUUCCUUUUGUCUUCGUGGCGGAUGAAGGAUUACCACUGACAAAUAAUAUAAUGCGCCCAUAUUCUGGGAAGUUUUUAUCGAUAGAAAAACGAGUUUUUAAUUAUCGUUUGAGCCGAGCCAGACGAUAUGUUGAGAGCGCUUUUGGCAUUCUCGCAAAUAAAUGGCGCAUAUUUCACCGACCCAUUAAUGUUUCUUACGAUUUCACAAUAGACAUUAUAAAAGCAUGCUGUGUAUUACACAACUUUGUAUUGAAUCGAGAUGGCGCACAAACGUUUGAAGAAAUGAUUAUUGACGAUUCUUUGCAAAUUUUACACGAAACAACACAUGAAAGUAGAACGGAAGCUAACAUAAUCAGAAACGAAUUUUGUAAUUAUUUUAAUAGUAACAUUGGAGCUCUAAGUUGGCAGUUAACGAAAAUAUAAAUGUUUAUAAGUACUUACCGAUUUUUGAUUUUUCAACAGUAUUUAACUCCUCAAAAUUUGAAUAUAAACUUGUACACACUUCCCUCCAUGCUUCUGUUUUUAAAUUUUUGUCUUUGAAUUGUGAUAUAGUUUUGUCCCAAAGGACGGGACGUUCGUAAAUUAAAGAUAUCAGGUGGUCGACAUCGUACUCCGCCAUAUCGCUUAAAAAACACGUGCAGGUCGUUCAAAGUAUGGACACCGACUAAACGGCAACGCGUUGUCGCAUCGCAGAUUUGUACGUUGCGCAGCGCAUCGGAUUUUCCACGAUGCGUUGUGCGGCGUCGUUGAUUUUUGCGAUGCGACGCCGCAACGCACAGUUGUGGCCUGGUCCUACCGUUGCACGGCAAACGGCGCCGCACCGUAGACAUGGGUCCACGCCCAUACGAAAGUAAUUGAAAAAUUUUUUUUCGUUCUCUCGUAAACGUGGAUAGAGUGUAUAAAAAUCUCCCUCUUGUUCUCUAUACAUUAAUAUUUCUUCAACCCACACUGAACGUAUCUUUCUUUUUCGUUGUUGUCGGCGACGGCGGCGGAGUAAAAGCAAUAACAGUGUUUCUUCCUCGGAAUCCAUUUUGCAACUGGCUCCUAUACCACGACUACUAGUACGCGGCAUUCUAAUACUGCAAACGUCGCCUGUCAACGGCAGCUGUUGCCGCCUAUCGGCGGCAGCCGUCGACGUAUUGACUGCUGCCGCCGACACGUCGACGGCUGCGGUGGUACCCUGCCGUCGACACCAUGCCGUUCGUCUGUAUGCGCUCUUAGUCAAAGGUCGAUGAUCCGUAAAAAUCGUGAAUUCUCUUCCUUCGAUCAAUCUUUGAAAAUGUUUGACUGCCAUAUAUAUUCCGAGUAAUUCUCUAUCGAAUGUUGAAUAUUUCUGUUGUGCAUCACUUAAGUUUUCUUGAAAAAAAUCCUAAUGGUUCCCAAAUGCGUCCCUUUUUUUGUUGUAGAACUGCGCCAACACAGGUAGCGCUGGCGUCCGUCAUGAGUGCCAGUUGUCUUCCAGUGAGUCGGAAGUUGCUCGAAGUCCUAGUGAGUCAGGAGUGAGCCGUUGCGUUGCUCGUAGUCUGCGGUGAGUCGAGACAGUAGAGAGCGAAGUCGACUUGUUGGCGCCGGAAGAUAUCGUGCAGAGCUGCCACGCUGGAGAGAAGAGCGGCCGUCGAAGAGAUCCAGGCGUGGGCUGCGGUCGAUGCGUCGGUCGCUGAAGUCGAUUAAGGUCAUAGCUCAUUAGAGCCACCCGGCACUCACUCCGCACCGCCUCGUCGCACGGCGUCAACUCGUUGUCGACAGGUGGUCCACGGGUGGACACCGUGUUAUCACCAAUAAACGUCGCGCGGUCAACCAGUGGACCUCGCAUCGUCACCCAGUGGACCCCGCGCUGGCCGCUGGUGGACGCCGCGUGGUCUACGACUGGAGACCGGUUAGUCCAGGAAUUUUCGUGUAGUCUGUUAACAAUUGGCACUACGUCUACACGUGCGCUUCAUAAUGUUAAAUUUUACAAACCGUGAAUUGGCACUCAUAGCUGUAGCGCUUGAUGCAGAAGAAAAUGAAAGACCCAAGAGAAAAAGGAAAGCUUAUUGGGUGCACGAAAUGUUUAAACAAAGAAAAAAAGAGGGCGAAUAUUGGACAGCUCGUAGGCAUUUGCUAGCCGACGAGAAAAAAUUUUUUUCCUACUAUCAUAUGCCGCAAAGUGUGUUUUAUAACAUACUGUCUCAUAUUGAAGACUCCAUAUCUAAGCAAAACACAAGAUUCAGAGAAGCGAUCACACCCGAAGAGAAAUUGGCUGUGACUUUAAAAUAUUUGACGAGUGGCACUUCAGUCAGAAAUUUAUCUACAAGCUUUAGAUUAGGCGAAACAACUAUUAGGUCAAUAAUUAAGGAAGUGUGCAAAGCUGUUAUUGACAAAAUGAUGAGUGUUUAUAUGCCAACGCCUACAGCUGAAGAUUGGGAAAAAAUUACGGAAGGGUUUAAUGACAGGUGGAAUUUCCCAAACUGCAUUGGUGCCAUAGAUGGCAAGCAUAUAAAUAUAAUAGCUCCACCCAACAGCGGAUCGCUCUACUACAACUAUAAAAAACAUUUUUCGAUAGUUCUCUUGGCCAUAGUCGAUAAUAGAUACAGAUUUACAGUUGUUGACAUCGGUGCUUAUGGCAAAAACAGCGACGGUGGUAUUUUUGCAUCUUCAAAAAUUGGAAAACGAAUUCAAAAUAAUAGGUUCAAUAUUCCAAGUGACAAAGCAUUGCCCGGGACAAACGUAGCACUUCCACAUGUUUUCGUGGGCGAUGAGGCAUUUCCGUUACAAAAGAACAUAAUGAGGCCAUAUUCUCGUUCUCAACAACUAUCUCAGGACCAAAAAGAAUUUAACAAUCGCCUGUCACGCGCACGCAAAGUAGUCGAAGAUGCAUUCGGAAUAUUAUACCAAAAGUUUGAAAUAUACAAUAAAAAUAUUCGUUUAAAUCCAGACAUGGUUGAUAAUGUUGUUUUGACAACAUGUAUAUUGCAUAAUGUAAUGCGAACUUAUAAUAUCGAAAGUAACGAAGAGUACUGUUCCAGACCCAGGCCAGCGCAUCAUAACCUGCAUCAGGAGGCGUUCAAUGAUCUACGUCACAUUGGUGGAAACACUACUGCUUUUAACAUACGUGAUUUGUUUGCUGCUUAUUUCAAAUCAUCGGUUGGACAGCUUCCAUGGAAUACUUAAUUUGCUUACUCGUAUUAUCAAUUUUUUUAUGAAUCACUAAUCAUCAAAUGUCAUAUAUGUGGAUGUCUAGUUAAUAACGAAUUAUGUGAAAGUACCUUGUUUCACAUAACAACGUUUGAAACAAUAUGGUCUCUUGUUUGAUUUACAUUGUAGGUUACAUAUCAUUUUUGUCCAUUACUAGCUUGCAAUGUUACCAAAUUAAAAUUAGACUAAAUGAACAUUAUGCAAAACAAGGGACAACCGAAUUAAGCACCAAUCUGUUGUACUAUCUUUUAUUUAAUAUUUUUAAUACAUAAAUAAUAUCCGUUACCUGUUACCGCUAAGGUGUUGCUUAUUUCUGUCCAUGCUUCUUCCUUUUUUACAUUGUCACUGUACUUCGAGUCACUUAGAUCAUAUAAUAAAGUAUAUUUACGAACUUCUUCGAUAAGUUUUUCUUUAUUCAUUUUAAAAGUAAAAACGAUACGUCCGCCUUGUUCGAAAGAAAGGCUGGGAAUGAUGGGAGGGUGGGGAGCGGCGCAUUGCCAACGCAUCGCCCUCGAGUGAAUCACUGGCAGGCAGCGCGCGGUCCACUCGUCGGCAACGCGCGAUCAACGUGCGGCAAGCAUGCGAGUUGCGAGUUGUCACCGAGUGGUCCACUCGCCGCCCGCGCGUGGGCAACUUGCGAGCGAGGCGAUCCGGAGUUGAUGUAAUGAGCGUAUAUCCAUAGAAAUCCAUACAAACAAUAUCAACCGCACUAGUUGAGGCGGUGAGGGUCGGGUGCCGGGUGGCUCUAAUGAGCUAUGACCUUUAAGGUCUUCGCACAUUAUAACAACUCCACGCCAACGCGGCAGCAACUCUACUCACACUCUAGAUGAGUAGUCAACUAGUUGAUCCACCCAAUGGUCACUAGUGGACAACGCGGUGUCAAGGAGUGGCCAACGCGGUGCCAACGAGUGGGUAAUGCGUAUUCAACAGACAACUCGUCUAACCUCAGUUUUCGGUUAAAUUUUGUCCAAAGAAGUCGUGUUGCUUAUGAAAUGUCGAACUUUACAUUCACUGAACUGGCGAUUAUAGCUAUUAUAUUUGAUAAUGAAAAUGAACGAAACAGCAGGAAAAGAAGAUAUUGGGUACAUGAUAUGUUGCGACAAAGGAAAUCAGAAGGGGAAUAUUGGAAUAUCCGGAAACGUCUGCUAGAUGACGAAGAAAAAUUCUAUAUCUAUUUCCGUAUGCCGAGAUACUUGUUUUAUUAUAUACUUAAUAUUAUUGAGGACGACAUCUACAAAAGAAACACGCGAUUUAGAGAAGCUGUAUCACCGGAAGAAAAGCUGGCAGUGACAUUAAGGUACUUGAUUAGUGGCUGUUCAUUUAGGACUAUGAGUUCAACCUUUCGGUUAGGCGAAAGUACCAUCCGGUCGAUAUUAAAAGAUGUGUGCAAUGCGAUUAUAAAUACAAUGAAGGGGAAGUUCAUGCCCACACCUACUACCGAAGACUGGAAAAGAAUCGCAGAUGGUUUCAAUAAAAAAUGGAAUUUUCCAAACUGUAUAGGUGCCAUCGACGGCAAACAUGUAAACAUAAUUGCCCCUCCUAGCAGCGGCUCGCUAUUUUUUAAUUAUAAAAAACACUUCUCUAUCGUCCUCAUGGCUAUCGUCGAUGAUAAAUACAGAUUUAUAGCUGUCGAUAUAGGGGCCUAUGGCAAGAAUAGUGAUGGCGGAAUUUUGGCAUCGUCAAGAUUAGGAAGAGCGAUUGAAAUGAAUACAUUUAAUAUUCCAACUGCCACACCAUUACCUGGUACUGAAAUAAUAAUGCCACAUGUUUUUGUAGCCGACGAAGCGUUUCCUUUAAAAUGGAAUUUAUUGCGACCAUAUCCACGUUCAAGUGGCAUUUCAGAAAAGGAAAGAAUAUACAAUAAUCGCUUAUCGCGAGCUCGCAGAGUAGUUGAAAACGCGUUCGGCAUCUUAUAUCAAAAAUUUGGAAUUUAUAAUAAGAAUUUGCAUUUACACCCAAAAUAUGUUGAUAUUGUGGUCUUUGCGACGUGUAUUUUACACAAUGUCAUGCGGUGUUAUAAUAUAACAUCCGAUGAUGAACUCAACACAAGGCAGAGUUCGGCCAAUAAUGAUGAUGAACAGAGAUUACUAAGUAAUCUAAGUACAAUUCCAGAAGAUAUAAGUGAAUCUUCGGCAUCUGCUUUUGAAACUCGUGAUAUGUUUGCAACUUAUUUUCAAUCUCCCGAAGGACGAGUUCCGUGGCAGCAUUUAAUAUAGAUCAUGGAUAAUUAAUAUGUAAUAAUCGUAAGAAGUUGGUUAUAAUAUUAUUGGCUUAUUAAGAAUAUUAAACAAGUUUCUAUACUAA